AUGAGAACUACUACUAUCGUCACCACCGACCUCAUCAUCGUCAUCAUCUUCGUCAUCAGCCUUCAACACUUGCCCGCUGAUUGCAAGCCAGACGUAAGCGAAUCUUCAAAUGAGAAUCUUAAUGACGUCACAAAUUCUAAUGCUACGUCACUUACGUCGUCAUUGUUAUUAUCGAUGCCAAUAAUAACAACAACAUCGUCUUUGUCGUCGUCUUCAUCGUCGUCGUCGUCUUCCUCGUCAGCUUUGUCUGGAUCAUUAUCAGUUGGAGGUUUAUCCUAUAUUUUAUUUUCAUUAUCAACAAUACCAUUAUCAUCAAGCAAACUCCAAACUGAAAAUCCAUCCCGGAACAACAGCAUUGAGAGCAGCAACAACACAAACAACAAGAACACACCGAACAGCAAUGAGAAGGUUUAUUUCAAUUUAAGUGAUAUAAAACCUUCAAACGCUACUUCAAUUGCUAACACUAAUCCAACUUUGAGAAGUAAUAUUACUAAAAACAGAGUAAGUAACAGUGUAACUACGAGUAAUAAUAAAUAUAAAGAUAAGUUUAAAACUAAGUAUAAAAACGCUGGUGUAGUAACUGCCGUUACUACACUCAAAAAGUCACCAAAUAACAAAAAUACUACAACAGUUUUGAUAAAUAUAACGACACCAGUUACUGUUGCCACAGAAGCUACUACCUCAACUUUAAUUACUACUUUUAUUGCCGCCGCAACCGUAACCACUAAUACUGCAACUGAAAAUAAUAAAAUUAGUAAUAAAUCGCUGGCGUUUGACGGUUUAGAUCCAAUUAACAAUCCUAGCAAGAGUAAUUUUACUGAUUUCAGUAAUUUUACUUUUACAAAGAAUAUUGAAAAAAAUGAUAAGAACGUGCAAACUCAUAGAAACAAACUUAGUAACAAGAAUAAAAACAACAGCAAUGGUGUUUUCAAGAAAUACAAAAAUAGAAAUAAACCUACUGGUAGAAAUAUUUUAACCAAAAAUAUUAUUAUGAUUGUCAGUAAAAACAUCAACAACACAGUCAUAAAUGUUACUAACAACAACAACAGCAACAUCAGCAACAAAAACAACAACAGCAACAACAACAAUAAUGACGUUAACGUCAACAAUAUACACAACAUCAACAAAGAAAUAAUUAGCAUAAACGCCAACGACAAUGCAAUUAAUAACAAUAACGCCCUUACGAGUAUUGGAGAACCAAUUGCUAGACACGAAAACAACAACAGCAUCAACAACAACACCAACAACGACAACAAUAACAAUACCAACAACAACAGCAGCAAUAAUGACAUCAACAAUCUCUUUACAAUAUUUUCUUACGGUCGCAGUCAAUUUGUUGAUUUCAACAUCCACAACGAUAACAACAACUACAACAAUAGCAACAGCAAUGUUCACUUCAUCAAAGAAAACAACAACCUCAACAACAACAACAACAACAAUAACAACAACAACAACAACAACAAUACUACUCAUAACAUCAACAACGACACCAUUUACAGCAACGAAAAGACAUUAAAUGACAUUACAGACGAUAUCAAUAACAUCAGCAACGUUACAUAUAACAUUAACUACAUUAACAAAAACAUAAAUUACAACAACAGCAAUGUACACAGUGUCAAAAACAACAUCAACAAAACUGUAUACAACAUCAAAAACAGCGUCAAUGACAUCAACAAAACUGUAAAUAGCAUCAGCAACAACAACAUUAAUAACAACAACAUCAAUAACAACAACAAAACUCUAUGUAACAUCAAUAACAACAGCAACAACGACAACAUCAACAACAAUCUGUCCAUGGUUAAUCCUAUUUGCCUAAAGAACGACCAAGAUAUUAUUACAAGAAUACUGAAAAGAGUUAUAAAUGGUAGUAAUGGCACGAAUAACAAUGGAGAGGAUGACGAAGACUAUAAAGUUGAUGUCAUUUUUAACAGUGACGACGACGAUGACGUCAGAGUUAAUUAUAAUUACAGCUCACAUGGCGAUAAUGAUGAUGAUGUCAAGUACAAUGACGUUAGCGUAACAGGAAAAUCUGAGAAAAAUUUAAAAAGAAUUCAACAAAAAUUAUUAAUUUUGCGCAGACAACAACAAAAUCACACCAAACAACAACAGCAACAACAACCCAAGAAAUACAUCAACAUCACCAGACGACGCCAACACAACAACAGCAACAUCAUCAUCAAAAAUUUCAACAUCCCAACGUUAAACUUGCAGAAUGUUUUAAACGUUAUAAAUGCAUCGGAUGCCAAUUCUUUAGAUCUGUCAUUCAACAGCAUUAGCUACGUCACAAUGAUAAAUCAUGACGUCAUUUGUAAACGGAAUAACAACAACAACAACAACACUAGCAAUGAUAAUAAUAAUAAUAAUUAUAAUAACAGUGAAAGAAACAACAAUAAUAUUAAUAGCAUAAAUGGAAACUUCAGCAAAUAUGACAUCAACGUUAAUAACAUUACGAAUAGUGACAACAAUAAAAACAUAGACAACUACAGUAAUAAUAAUAACAAUAGUAAUAACAACAACAACAACUACAAUAAUAAUAAUAAUAAUAACGAAAUCGAAACGAAACGCAAAACUUAUCUCGUUGAACAGCUCAAUCUCUCCAACAAUAAAUUAACAGAGACCAGUUUUUUUUCACUGGUCACAAAAAAUUUUGUCAAUGUUGAACGUUGGAACCUAUCCUACAACAACAUACAACACGUUACAAAAAGUUUCAUCAACGUGUUGGCUGGUGUUGGUAGCAACAGUUAUAUCAACAACAACAUCAACAACAACAACAACAACAUGAUUGUUAACAAUAAUGACAACAGCAAAAAAGUCAAUAUGUUUUUUAACAGUGAUGAUACUAAUAACGACAACAACAAUAGCAACAACAACAAUUAUCACUUCUAUUAUUACGACAUCAAAAACAUAGGCUCUAACAUUAACAGCAACAACAGCAACAGCGUUAACACCCCAACAUAUCAAUCACCAACAAAAACACAAACAACAACAACAUCCCAAACAAAAACAACAACAACCGCAACACAAACAACAACAACACCCCACGUCAAAUCAAUCAAUCUGUCUCACAACAACAUAAAAACAAUUGAAAGCAACUCAUUCAAUAACCUGCCGGCUUUCAACCGGUUGGCAUCAAUCGAUCUAUCUUUCAAUCACAUCGCCUCCAUUGAAAAUUGCACAUUUGUCAACCUGCAUGGCAUUCGUAGCAUCAAUCUAUCACACAAUCACAUCAGCAUAAUCUGGCCUCUUUCGUUCGCAACACUUGCCCCGCUUGACGAUCAUCACUGUACCGACGGAAGUGAUCCGGAACAAAAGAUAAUAAAUAAAAUAGAAGAUGAUGCCGAUGGUGUUGAAGAGGACGAGGAUGAUGAUGAGGAGGAUAAUUUAAAUAGCAAAUAUAAUAGAACUGAUGCAGAAAAUGACGAUGAGGACGACGACGAUGAUGAUAACGUCACAGAUGACGGUGACCAUGAUGAUGAUGAUAACGUGGGUGUAGGUGAUGAUGAUGAUGAUAGUGAUAACGCUGGUGAUAAUGAUAAAAGUGGCGGUUACGUGAGUUACAUUAAAAACGACGAUGGUGAGUAUAACGAAGAUGAGGAUGGCAACGAAGAUGGUGAUGAUAACUACGAAGUCACCCAGAACAACGCUAACCUGAAUGAUUAUACGGCAGAUGUAUCAGUCAACGAGAUGAACAACAAUUCAACGUCACGUUUCACACAACAACUUGGAAAACAAUUUUCGCAACGACUAUUGUUAGGUAAAAUGAAAAAAAAUAAUUCUGAACCCCCACAACAACAACAACAGCAGCAGGCGCCAAAACAACAACAACAACCGCAACCACCACAACAACCACAGCAGCCAAAACUUUCACAGCCACCUCAAAUUCUACAGCCACUAAAACGCCCCAAACGUCAACUACAAAGCAGCACAUACAGUGACCACCUAGAUCCGAUUUUUAGGGCGGAUUUCUGUCCAUCACACAAGUGGUCCAACCUAGAAGUUGUCGAUUUGAGUUUUAACAAACUGACCACUGUCGAUGAGUUAGCAUUCAAAGGAGCUCUCUGUGGGGUCCGUGUUCUAAAAUUGAACGACAACAGCCUACAACUGCUUCCGAGGUACGUCGUUGAACAUUUGCACGAGUUGGAGUCUAUCGAAUUGCAGAACAACCAAAUCAAUUGGCUAGACGUGGGAGCCUUUACGAAUGGCAAGUUGCAACACAUCGACCUAUCAAACAACAGACUUCACAAAAUUAUCAGCAUGACCUUUCUCUAUCUGCCAAAUAUUCAAACCAUAAACAUGCAAAAGAACGAACUGACAUACAUAUACAAGUAUGCGUUUUACAGGCUUUGUAAGAAUGUAGACACGGAUAAAGUGGUGAAAAUUGAUCUGAGUAGCAACAAGUUGAAUGUGGAGUCGGUUAUGAAGAUGAUGACUCUGUUUCAGCACCAGGAAUUAUCAUACGAAGACGUUUCCAUGAACAACAACAACAACCACAACAACAACAACAAUCAUCAUCAUCACCCCUUUAACAACAACAACAACAAUAACAACACUAAUAACAACAAUAAUAAUAACAAUAAUAAUAAUAACAAUAAUAAUAAUAACACGAAACUGCAAUGCAGAGGAAGCGUCGACAUGAGGGAUAACAUUGUAGAUCAACUGCUGACUGACAUUCUACCGCCCUCUCCCUCUUACACCAUUCUCUCUCCUUCCGGAUCUUACCAUUUGCAACCGUCAUCAUUUUUAUCAUUAUCGUCAUCAUCUCCGUCGUCAUCUUCUUCUUCAUCGUCGUCAUCUUCAUCGUCAUCACAAAAUGAGACUGUGAUGAUAACAACACUGCUAGAGAACGUCGACGAAGUUACGAAAAGGUUCAAAAACUGGAACCUCAUCCAACUCAACCUCCAAAAUAACCCGAUCACGUGUGAUUGUUCCCUAGUCGAGAAGGUAGCCUACUUGCAAUUUCUCGAUCAGGUCUAUUUCGAUGGUACCAGGUUCAAAUCCAACCUUGAGAACUGGCUGAAUAUUGAAUGUAGUUAUUACAGUGAAGAAGAUAAUUUAAAUGUUGAUAGAAUAAAUAAAACUGAUGUGUCAUCUGUUCGAAAGAGAGCUAGCAAUGUUUACAGUAACUCUAAUGUAUCAUUUAAACAUGGUCUUUCAUAUUUUGCUGACAAAAGCAACACAAGCAACAAAAUGAACAACAACAACAUCAACAUAAAUAUUAAUCCCAAAGUUAACGACAGCAUUCAAACGAUUAACAAACUUAAAAAACUAAAAAUAAAAGACUUCAUAGAACAAUCAACCCAGCCACAAGCAACUGACGACACCAGCCACAACUCAAUAAAGUGCCGGCCAACGGAUUUCUACUGCCCCAACACGUGCAGCUGUCGAGACGUUCCAGUCGAAAGUGUAGCAAGCUCCGUUCUUGCCGACCACCACGGCCACAGCGUCUAUAACAUCAACUGCUCGUAUUUAGGUGCAAGCUGGAUCAAGUUUGUGCCGAACAAAUCUUUGUACACCCUUCUCGAUCUAUCACAUAACUAUUUUGAGAAUAUAAAUUUUCUAAUCAGUCACUUGCCUGAGUUUGAUGGCGAAAAUGUUGUUGAUGACGAUGAUAAAAGUAACCAAUUUGGUGUUAAUAAUGAUGGUUUUGAUGAUGAGAACGACGACGAUGAUGAUGAUGAAAGGGAUGGUGGUGGUGAUGAUGAUGACGGUGACGAGUAUGAUUACAGAUAUAAGCUAGGCAUUGAACCGUCAAAUGUUUUAUUGAUCGAUCUGUCAUACAACCAAUUGAAAUCCUUGUCGCCAGCACGAUCCGCAUCAUCAUCGUCGUCCUCAUCUUCUUCUUUUUCGCCAUCAUCUUUACUCAUAUCUUCCAAAAUCUUCAGCCACUUCACCUCUCUGAAGGUCAUUUACCUGCACCACAACCACUUGGUGGCUCCUCCCAUCUUUCUGCUGCAAUCGCUACCGAGCGUCCGACGCAUCACGCUGCGCGACAACCCACUACGCUGCCCAUGCGCGUCAAAAACGGAAAUGAAAUUUAAAGAUUAUAAAUAUUUUUUACGAGAGGUCAUUAAAAACGUAACGACCGAUGAAAAAUCGCUAUUGGAUUACGCGGAAGUUAAUUGCGUUGGAAUGGUAAUGAACGCAAAUCAUAAGCCAGCAGGAAGUCUUGAAGCGAAAAGCAGCAAAACCGGAAAUGACUUUGGCGGCAAAUCGGAUAUGUGCCCGGCGAAAAAAUUAAUGACGUCAUCGUUGCGCUUUGAUGACGUUGUAGUAGCUGUGGUGUCCAUCUUUCUGAUAGCGUUAAUUGCGAUUGUUGUGGUUGUGGUUGUUUGGCAGUUGGUGUUGUUUGUUUUGCUGAAACGAAAGAAGGAUGAAUACGUGAAGUUGUGUGUCUGGUGGGGUGGCUUCAAAGAAAAAAAUGUCAACUUUUUAUGCUCGUCGUCGUCGUCUUCAUCUUCUUUACCGAGUACAUCAACAAAAUCAAUAAAUACACCAACAUCAUUGUCAUCAUUAAUCACAUCAACUACAUCAACAACAACUACAUUAUCAUCAUCCUCAUCGUCGUCUUCGCCAUCAGGGCCGACAAUACACAAGCAUUCAAGACUCAGGUAUUUGAUACUCUCUCUUCAAAAAUGUUACGACUCUAGAAAUGACAACCACAUCAGAAGCUGCAGUCGCUGCAGCAGCGUUAGUAACGACGGUGAGGAGGACAACAACGACGACAACAGUUACAGACAAUUUGUUCACAACGUGUGUGCAGUCAUUCGUAGACACGUUGUCACUGGGGAGUUGACGUUUUGUGAAGUUGGCUACUACGACGACGACGAUGCCGAUGUUUGUCGCGAGAGUAGUAACAACUGUAACGACAGUUGCGUUUACAGAAACAUCCACAAAUUAUUAAGAGAAAGUGAUGUGUACAUUAGCGAAACACGCAGCGUUAACGACAACUGCACAUACAAUGACAACGACAUUAACGAUCUCAUCGCACACAACAACGCAGCUUUCAAUAACAACAACACAACACGCAACAACAACAACAACACGAUGUACAGCAACAAUAGCAAAACAAUAUACAGUAACAACAACACAAAACACAUCAACAUCAAAAACGAAAAAAUAUACUUUCCAUCAACAAAAAUAUCCACCCUCAAACAGUAUGACUUUUGGUUUGCCAUACUGCAGUCAAACAGCACCAGGGGAAACACUCUAAAGGACAUUUCAAUUCCGAAAUUAAUCAAAAACGAACUGUUGAAACGCUUGGCCACCGAGUCAAUAUUGUUGAUUGUUAAAAGUUCAAACUUGAGGUCCUCAAACUGUGGUGGGCAGGUCAGCUGCCGUGGCUAUCUCGAUGGUUCUCACGUACUCUACGGCGAUUCUGUUGACUUUUACGAAACUUUCAUUAGCAGGAUUAAAAAUUUAAGCAUGAAAAAGAGUGAUAAAAGUAGAAUACAUUUGACCAGGAGGUCAGUUUUGAAUUCAAAAUACCCAUGCGAUAAUUUUUUUGCAAAAAGUCACCAGGCAAUUGUACAUAGCACUAAUAUCAUUACUAACACUACUACAUCUACUGCUGCUACUACUACAACUACUACAAAUACAACCACUACUACUACUGUUGCUGCUGCUUCUAUUACUACUACUACCGCCAAUUCAGUUAAUUUUACACCUACUACCGUUACAAAUACUAGCACAAAUACCACUUACACUACUAACACUGCAGCGAUAGACCAGAGCUUAAGUAGUACAAGUAGAAAAACAAGUAUUCACAACGAUAAAUUUACUAAAGGCAGUAACAAUGUAAGAAGUUCAGGUUGUUCUAGUAGGUGGAACCGUGAGGAAGUAAUCUGCACUAUCCGAGAGGAUGGUUUUGACAAUCAAGCUUUCGUCCCUGAUAAAUCAUUUGGCAGAUAUUGA
Messenger RNA from Helobdella robusta, 7911 nucleotides. RefSeq lists its product as hypothetical. NCBI's taxonomy places the organism in Eukaryota, Metazoa, Annelida, Clitellata, Rhynchobdellida, Glossiphoniidae. The coding region runs from base 1 to 7911 and encodes 2636 amino acids. Gene Ontology annotation, molecular function: protein binding. Gene Ontology annotation, cellular component: plasma membrane. The record is from RefSeq and is a predicted model, not a curated record. The transcript has 6 exons.